CCCAAAAUCAACGGCAUUCAACCCAUAUAAAUUUGGUAUGGCUUUUCUUAUAUUCCUCGGUGUCUUGCCAGUAAACUGCUUGCAGAUAUCUUCAUGACUGGUUUGUACAAGUACAAUUUUCUGCCAACGAUCGUUUGCGAGGUCGCUCCCUACCUGACCACUGUUAAUAUCCAUUAUAAUGGAGGUAUCAUAUCUGUCGAUCGGAUUGGCGCAUCUUCCGGUUGGACAAGCAGUUCAGAUUUUCCUGUAUCUCAGUGGAUCGCGAGUCUAAUGGGUUAUCAAAGGGCGGCAAACCAAGCCACAAGCACGAGUAUAAUUGGUGACUUUUUGACCGCAUAUGGUUCGAGCGAUCCAUCAGUGAUGUACAACGGACUUGAAGAUUACUGGCGCGGUAUUGCGGAAUUCUCCUCUACUCAACUUCGAUCCGGAUACUCUGCCUUGGGAGUUCCGUCGAAUAUGACAAGGUCGACAAACGGCACUAUGUAUAUCAGGACUUACGGCUGGCAAAGCCAAUCCUACACGUAUAUAUUUCUGCUUGUGAUGCUCACCACAAUCUGGGGUGCCACCAUAUUGGCCGCCGGCUACAGCCUCAUGCAAAAAAAAACCACUGCCUCCAAUCAAUCUUUCGACUUUUUUAAUCCCAUUGAUCUUAUCAUCGCGGCAUCUGACGGAAGACUUGAACCGCAACGUUGCGACUACGACGAAGGCCAAGAAGACCACUGUUGGGAUGACAUCACUGUUCGCUUUGAAGAUGUAACUGGUGAAAUGAGGAGGAGAAUUCCCAAGAGACUGGUGGUUGCCACAGAUGGCGACCCCUUGACAGAGCACGUAGUUUGA
Suillus plorans is the source of this 837-nucleotide messenger RNA. RefSeq lists its product as uncharacterized. Lineage: Eukaryota; Fungi; Basidiomycota; Agaricomycetes; Boletales; Suillaceae. The transcript is spliced from 3 exons. The record is from RefSeq and is a predicted model, not a curated record. The coding region runs from base 94 to 837 and encodes 247 amino acids.